UUUAUUCACAGCUGUAUUUUAGUGCAUUCAAACUAUACACAUGUAUUGUCUAAAGAAUGGCAAAGCAAGCAAUUUAGAAGAAUAAAGUUCUACAUGCACAACAUUGAUGAGACCAUCAAAAGCACAAUGAAUUCUUAGAGAUCAAUUUACAAGCUACAAGUGAGAGCUCACCUUUGGAGACAUUCAAAGACAAGGAAGGAAGUGCUAAUAUAUUAUAAUGUAAAAGAUGAAUCCAUAUUUUAUCAGGCUAUGGUCUAUAUUAUGGUUGUUUAUGCUUUUAUUUUAUUGAUCAGCAGAAUAGUUUAUCUAUAUAUAAAAGUGAAAGGUAUAUGUAUAUAAAUAAAUAAAACCUUUUUUCUGCUCUCCGACACCAGGGGAGACUCCUGUUGGCCUGCCUGCCGCUCUGGGAUCAGCCUUUUACGUCUAAACAGUGAUCGAAAGGCCUAACAAAAGACUCCAGAUCAGCCCAACAGCGUCACCGACUCGGUUCCUCAACUGCUGCGCGUCAUCAGGAAUUGCUCACGUCAAUUGACGCGCGGGCACUAAUGUCCCGCAGCGAUUGGUCGAGAUGACCCGUCGCGGCACGCCACUCAAACCGAGGAGCCAAUCUCAACGCGCGCUGGCCUCUUUGUUCCCUCCCGCCGGGUGCGUGACGCAGAGGGUCACGUGUUGUUUGUGCUGUGGCCCCAUAGAGAUGUGUACAGGGGGAGAAGGGAACGGAAUGCUAACCAUGCUAGCUAGAUCCUCCCGAUUAUAGGACCCGCGGCUGAGCGUGGUCAUGCUGCACACGGUGGCACCUAUUUCGUGAUGAAAGUCCGCCUUGGAUAACCUCGCUUCCGGAAGGAAAAGGGACGAAGGGGACUGUGUAUUUAUUUUAUUUUUUUAGACCGAGCAACAAGAGCCGGUUUCGGCAGGAUUCGGAGCCCGUGCCGAGUGAACGUUAGCUGGCCUAGCCGGACUCGGGAGCUCGUCUCUUAAAAAAAAAAAAAAAAACAAGAAAAGAAAAAACCAGAAUGGGGUCUAGGUCCACUCUGAUUAGCUCGCUGCCAAAGUGACCUUUGAUUGAGUUCUCCGAUGGCAAAUUUUACGAACUACCAGGAGGGCAAAGCGGCGAUGCUGCUGGUGGAGACGCAGCAGCGGGACGUGGGGCCGAAGUCGGCGGCGGCGAACGGAGACGGGGAACCCCCGUCCCCGGUAAUCAACCUCGGCGGCGGCGGCUUGCGCUUCCAUCAACAUUUACCGCCCUCCAACCCGCUCCACCACCACCACCACCUCCUCCUCCACCAACAACCGCCAAAGGAUCCACCGCAUCACCACCAGCUGGCCCCGCAGCAGCAGCAGCAGCAGCAUCUUUCCGGGGAGAACAGCGCCGAGUCGCCGGGAAGGAGAGCCUCCCCCUCGCCGCUCAGCCAGGCGCCAGCCGCCGAGGACCAAGCGGCCAGCAGCGGCGGCAGCAGCGGCGGCGGCCAUGUAUACGCGGCAGCGAGCGUCGCCGGCCCCUCGGACGCCGUGGACGACAUUCGCAAGUGCGGCUACCUGCGGAAGCAGAAACACGGACACAAGCGGUUCUUCGUGCUGCGGGCCGCCAGCCACCUCGGCCCCAGCCGCCUGGAGUACUACGACAGCGAGAAGAAAUUCCGGAGCAGCCGCCGCGCCGCCGCCGCCGCCCCGGCAGCGGCCUCGAGCGGCGGCGGCGGCGCGCCGGGCGCCGCCUCCCCUCCCAAGAGGGUCAUUUACCUCUACCAGUGCUUCACGGUGAACAAGAGGGCGGAUUCCAAAAACAAGCACCUCAUCGCGCUGUACACCAAGGACGAGUACUUCGCCAUCGUGGCGGAGAACGAGCCGGAGCAGGAGGACUGGUACGUGGCGGUCAGCGAGCUGAUGAGCGAGGGCAAGAAGGGGCACGUGGACUCCGACGACCUGGACGACGGGUACGGGACGGUCACGCCUGGCACGGUGUUCAAGGAGGUGUGGCAGGUGAACGUGAAGCCCAAAGGGCUGGGGCAGACGAAAAACCUCACCGGCGUUCACCGGCUGUGCCUCUCCACCAAAACCGUUCACCUGGUGAAGUUGAACUCGGAGACCCCCUGUGUCAACCUGCAGCUCAUGAACAUCCGGCGCUGCGGACACUCGGAGAGCUUCUUCUUCAUCGAGGUGGGGCGCUCCUCCUCCAUCGGGCCCGGCGAGAUAUGGAUGCAGGUGGACGACUCCGUGGUGGCCCAGAACAUGCACGAGACCAUCUUGGAGACGAUGAAGGCCCUGAAGGCUUUCGCCGAGUUUCGGCCCCGCAGCAAGAGCCAGUCGUCGGGGUCCAACCCCAUGCCGUUCAUCACCACGCGGCGCCACCUGGGCAACCUGCCGCCGAGCCAGACGGGGCUGCAGCGGCGGUCCCGGACGGAGUCGGUCGUGGGCACGCCGCCGUCGAGCAAGAGCUCCGGAGCCAGCGGGUAUCGCUUCAGGACGUCUAGCGAGGGGGAGGGGACGAUGAACCGCCCCUUCCGCUCCGCCACGGGGAGCCUGGUGCACCUCAACACCACGCGGGCCCCCCACGGGCGCCAGGAUGGCGGCGGGGGCGCGGUCGCCACAGGAAACGCCGGCACGAGCACGGGCGCCGGCCGCUACGUCAGAGCCGUCGCCGGGGUGGCGUCCGCCUACCACGCCCGCUCGGCCUCGCUGCCGGUGUCCCACUUCCCCUCCACCACCAGCCCGGUGAGCGUGUCCUCCAGCAGCGGCCACGGCUCCGUCUCGGACACGCUCACCCGCCCGUCCAGCGCCUCCAUAUGCGGCUCCCCGUCCGACGGCGGCUUCAACUCCUCCGACGAGUACGGGUCCAGCCCCGGCGACUUCCGCUACUUCCGGGUGCGGAGCAACACGCCGGACUCCCUCGGCAACACGCCGCCCAUCAGAGAGGAGAACUGCCUGAACGACUACAUGGCCAUGGGCUGGAACCGGGAGGUCUUCAGCACCAGCGGCGGCGGCGACGCGCCGCGGGACGAGAGCACGUCCACCACGGAGGACGAGCGCUAUCCGUCCUCCUCGUCGUCCCUGAGGAGACGGGCGCACUCCUUCUCCAGGACGGUCGGCGGCCUGACCGGCGGCUCCGGGGUGGCGGUCUACCAGAAGAUGACCCAGACGCACUUGUCGCUGGAGGAGGGGUCGGACGCGGCGCUGCCGUUUGGCGGCGGGCUGCUCCGCGGCGGGCCGUCCUCCUCCUCUUCCUCGCUGCGCUCCGACUACAGCUCCUGCUCGGAGCACAGCCAGCAGAGCCGCCCCUCCACCCUCCCCCGGACGGAGGCCGGCGGCGAGCGCCCCCUCCUCUCCUCCUCCGCCAGGGAAGACAGCGGCUACAUGCCCAUGUUAUGUGGCGUGGCGCCCGCGUCGCCUCGGGACACGCCCCCCGACUACAUGCCUAUGCAGCCCGGCUCCUACGCUCCCCCCGUCUCCCAUUCCCCCCAGUUCCACAGUCCGGCCCUCGGCCCCCGUUCGGCCCCCCACCAACCGCCCCCCUCCCAAACCUCCGCCGACGCCCACGGCUACAUGAUGAUGCUCCCGGGGCGCGGCGGCUGCUCGCCCUCCCGCAGCCCCCACGCCGCGGCCGACAGCAUAGCGGAGAGGCCCGAGAACGGGGAGUACAUGGACAUGUCGUGCUGCGGCGGCGGGCACAAGGCCUCCGACGAGGGGAGCGGCGGGUACCUCACGCCCGAGGGCCCCCCCAAGUCGUACAGCCCUUACUUCUCCCUCCCUCGCUCCUACAAAGCCCCCACCAGAGAUGAGCGAGCGUACGCCGACUACGUUCCCAUGAGCUCGCCCGCCAAGCCCGUCUAUUCGUCUGUGGCAACGGCGUCCGCGUCGACAGCGGAGGAGAGGACGGGCAGCAGCGCUUCAGCUCCUUCUCACCCCCCCCCGCCCUACGGGGCUCACCACGCCACCGCUGCAAUGGCCGACCAACACGCCGCGAGGCCCAACCGCCUCCCCCUGGGCAGGAGGAGUCUCCACGGCCCCCCGCGGGCCGGUGAGGCGCCGGCCGCCGGCUCAUCCGAGGGGCCCUCCAGCCCCGGGGAGUACAUCAACAUCGAGUUCGGGGAUCACUACCCCCACCAGCAGCAGCCCCCCGCCUAUCCGCUCUCGUCCCAGGACGACGCCCCCUGCCUGGACCGCCGCCACUCCCCCCACCAGGACUACAUGAGCGUGGACGUGGCGGCGGGCCAGCGAGACGGCGCCGGGUGUCUGGGCAAACAGCCGUCCCCCCGACCCAGCCUGGUCGCCCCCUGGAACCCCCCCAGCUACAUCCGCCCCCUGGCCGCCAACCCCGGGGCGCCGGCCUCCCCCGGAGGUCACUGGAGGUCGAUGGGGGACGACUACACGGACAUGACGUUCAACCUCAGCAGGGGGGAGCAGACGCAAGCGAGCCCCACGGCCGUGCUGCAGCACCUCUGCGUGAUGGAGGGCCGCUACGGCCACGCCCCCCCCGCCUCCCCCCCCUCCGCUUCUCCCCCGCCGGCGCCACAGCCGGAGCCCAAGGUGGUCCGCGCCGACCCCCAAGGCCGGAGGAGGCACAGCUCGGAGACCUUCUCCUCCACGUCCUCCGCCACCUCGACCCCCUCCGCAGGAGGAGGAGGCCCCCCCCCCUCGUCCGCCCACCCGACGCAAGCCGACCCCGCGGCCCCCAGCGGUUCGUACCUAUCGGAAGGUCCUGUGUCCAGGUGGGCCAGCUCGGCGUCUUUUGACAGCACGUGGGUGUCCAUGGAGGGUCUGGGGGACUUGCCGCCCCCCCACCCCCCGGUCAGAGCCAUGCAAAUGGGCCCGGCCGGCGUGACCCCCCCCUCCUCGGGGGCCAGCAGGAUGUGCAGGAACAUAUCGGUGGGCUACCAGAACGGGCUGAACUACAUCGCCCUGGAGCUGAGGGACGACGGGAGCGGCGGGGGGGGGGGGCGCCGGCACCAACGCGAGCUCGGCGGCGGCGGCGGAGAACGGCGCCUACGCCAGCAUAGACUUCACCAUCUCUGACCGCGUCACCACGACAACGGAGGACUGACGGCUUGCUGGAGGUUCCCCUCUUCCUCCUCCUCCCCCCUCUUCAUCAUCUCUACUACUUGACUCUGCCUGAGGCCUUCAGGCCCCUCCCCCUCAGCCGCCACCGCCGUUGACCUCUGACCUCUUCAGUCUCUUCAGAAACGGAGUGGAUUUAUGGAAGUGUAUGUCCUCGUUUCUUUUUCUUCUUUGUGUGUUUUUUAUAUGCAUAUCUUUGUUCGGUUUCAUUUUUUUAUCACAAUGGAUGCUGGCAGUGGGCUGUAUAUUUUUUGGGGAGGGGGGGCUUCUCCAUACGGUAUUAAAAAGGGAGGCUGGGUACAAAGAAAAGGCAUUAUGUUACAAGUCCUUCCUCCACGGUACCAAACAGCUGGAGGACACUAUGUACUUUUAUUUUUUUAAUGGAUUACUCCCUCGGUACAACAUUGAUUAUUUAUUUGUUGCAAUAGGUACAAAAUACUCGGAUACAUUUCUUGGGUCGACUCCUGCAGGCCGCUCCGUGUUUUAAAGGGAUAGUUCAACCUUUUUAUCUUAUUUUAGCCACUUGGCAGAAACGAAGCGAUCCGAUGGAGGCUACGUUAGCCUCGUUAGCUCGUUUAAUGGUUACCAUUCAUCCACCAAUUGCUGGAGCGUCGUUGCUCAUCCUCCCCCCCCCUCCCCCCACCCCCCCUCCUCUGAGAAAAUGCUAAGCUAACUAGCAGCGUGGACCUUCUCGUCCAGCAGAACUAUCCCUUGAAGAUGAAUAAACCAGUAAUGGAAGCGGCCUGCAGGGGACUAAGCUCCUCGGGCGCGUCUCAGUUUUACCUCACAAGGUCCGUCGCACAAUUCAGGUGAGCGAGGGACAGCAGCAGCAGACACACACACACACACACACAGACACACAUACACACACGCGCACACACACAUGCAAGCACAGGCACACACAUGCAAUGCUGUGAAAGCUAAAAAAGCACAAAAUACAAACAUCAACACUGGGAUGCAAACACUAGGACUGACGCACACACACACACACACACACACACACGCAGCAGGUCAUGUGUAGGGGGGGCGGCGCUGGGCUCCCAUUCGGGCUCUUUGUCAGCGGGUGUUGGUGACGCAAAGAGGUUUCCAGUAACCAGAGCUGCAGGUGCAGCGCGCUGCUCACACACACACACACACACACACACACACACACACACACACUCUUGUACGCCUUCAUUUAACAUUUGUACUCCGUGCUCAUAAAAACACUUUAUUUUUGGUGGUGCAGCAGUCCGAAUGCUAUUUUUUUUACUUUAUUGAAUAAAAGAUUCAUAAAGAGGCGUUGAGCUUCUGUUACUUUCUUUCAUCUGACGACGUCGUCUCGUAGCCCCUCUCGGGUCGUCCGGGGGGGGGGAGACACAAAAACAACCUUUGAGCCCAUAACAUUUCACAUCCCCCCCCCCCCCCCCACUAAAGGGACAGGUAUAUUUUAGAUUUGGUACUUUACAAACAUUUGGCGAUUACAUUUUUUUCUUUUGUUGCUUUACUUUUUUUUUUCUUGAACGGUUCACUAAACGACGUUGGAUCUCGAUGCCUCCGUUUGUUUGAAUUAUUCCUCUUGAGAUAAAAAGGCCGAAUGUUUUGUGACUGAAUUCACAAAGAAUCUUUAUUUUGGCAACGAUUCGACCCAUAAAAGUCCAGUGAUGUUGUUUAGUGAUGAAGGAGCUGCAUCCUUAUGCAAACUAUGGUUUCUGUCUUCCUCUGAUCUGUUGGUUCUUUUUGUAUUCUAGUUUACAGAUGGGGGGGGGGGGGGUUAAAGCAUCCUUUUCUUAAUGUAAAAUGAAGCAUUAGUAGUAUUUUUUUCCGUUUUCUUACAAAGGCAUUUUGCAGUUAUUUGUAUAAAGAAAUGGGUCACGACCUCUGCCCCACGUUUAUUUUUUUGUAACUAUAUUACAGUUUAUUUGCUGCUGUGUAGUAACAAGUUAACGGUUGAAGACGAUGCCCCCCCCCCCCGACCCCCCCUCCAAAGAGGAUGAACAAAGUGAGCGUCUCCUCAUGUAAAUACUUGAAAAUCUCAAGUCCUUGCUUUUUUUUCUGUUUCCCUGGCGCCCCCCCCCCCCCAUCCUGAUUGGUUGUACUUCUUUCUGGGGGGGGGGGGGGGUACACAGAGGUGUUUUGAGCAUCAGCAUAGUGUUUAUAUUUAUCAAGAGUUUUUUGCUUUCGAUAGCGCUAUUGCAAUAAAAAUGUGUUCAUGUA
This is a messenger RNA of Pungitius pungitius (ninespine stickleback), 7245 nucleotides long. RefSeq names its product insulin receptor substrate 2-B (gene irs4b). Gene Ontology annotation, molecular function: phosphatidylinositol 3-kinase binding; insulin receptor binding. The coding region runs from base 1075 to 5007 and encodes 1310 amino acids. Gene Ontology annotation, cellular component: cytosol; plasma membrane. The transcript has 2 exons. Lineage: Eukaryota; Metazoa; Chordata; Actinopteri; Perciformes; Gasterosteidae. Gene Ontology annotation, biological process: insulin receptor signaling pathway. The record is from RefSeq and is a predicted model, not a curated record.